AUGUCGACAGUCACAUUCCUCCCGUCUCAAAUCGGCGGCGCUAGAGGCAACGCCCAACCAGUGCCCAUCCCCAAUACUGGCAACCCGUUUAAGCUACUAGGUAGCGAUAUUAUCCUCUUCAUCAAGUGCAAGAAACACCUGCUCGGGAUCCUCUCGCCAUGGUAUCCCUGGCCAACUGGCCCCCUUGACGAACUCUAUCCCUCGCCAGCGAAUCUCUUCUGCCUAGGCGUCCACGGCUUCCUUUUCCUCUACCAAGCUGCCUUCAUCGUCGCCGUGAUAUUAUCCUUCAUCCUGCACGCGCCCUUGCCAUGGUUCGUCGCCGGCGCCGGGCUGGCGCUCGCAAUCAACUGGGCUAUCUGCCGCUACCUUCUUAACGGCCCCCGCCGAGUCCUGCACUCCACGGUGGACCUGAGCAGAGAAAAACAGCACCCCAAAGAAUUCUGGAUCUUCCUCAACGGCGUCACCAUCGGCUCGCACUGGCUGCAACAGAACCUGAAUCGGCUCGCCUACACGUUCCGCCGCCCGAUCACAGGCGUGCACAACAUGACCGCGGGCCUCAUCUUCGACAUCGUACAGUGCCUCACUGAGCGCAAUUUCUCGUACUCGACGCAGGACGUCCGAGAUGGGUACGUACAGAUCAAGCAGGCCCUGCUGGACGAGCGCUACGAGAAGGUUGUCUUCAUCCUGCACAGUCAGGGCGGCAUCGAGGGCGGGCUGAUUGUCGACUGGCUGCUGGCCGAGGUGCCGCAGGACUGCAUGCGCAAGCUCGAGGUGUACACGUUUGGAUGCGCGGCGAACCACUUCAACAAUCCGCACCAGACGCGCGGCGGUCAGCGGGCGGCGGAGGCGCAGGCGGAUAGGGAAGAGCCCGGGUGCGGGCACGGCAGCAAGGUCAUUCGGCAUAUCGAGCACUACGCCAACGACGGGGAUCUCGUCGCCCAGUGGGGGCUGGUCAAUUUCAUCCGCGUCCCCAAUCGAUUCAUGGGGACGCUUUUCCAGCGAAGGGGCGGGGGCCAUCUGCUGAAUCUGCACUACCUGCACGCCAUCUUCCCGCUGGACAACAGAAUGCGCGUGUUGGAGAACAACGAGUUCAUGGAUGCGCCGGUUAGGUUUGACCCGGAUGGCGUGGCGGCUGACGCAAGAGACGGCGAGGUUGCGAGCCUGCAGGUGCCGGAGGCGGAGGUCGUGAAUAUCAAUUCGCCGGUGGAUGUUAUGUCGCCACGAUCGCCUACAAACGGCGAGGGCAUGACGUACAGAGUUAGGGACUUUAGCCGGUUGUGGAGGUACCGAAAUGGAGGGAGCCCGCAAGACUGA
This is a messenger RNA of Coniosporium apollinis CBS 100218, 1314 nucleotides long. RefSeq lists its product as uncharacterized. NCBI's taxonomy places the organism in Eukaryota, Fungi, Ascomycota, Dothideomycetes. The coding region runs from base 1 to 1314 and encodes 437 amino acids. The transcript has a single exon. The record is from RefSeq and is a predicted model, not a curated record.